Messenger RNA from Copidosoma floridanum, 2844 nucleotides. Its product is annotated as glucose dehydrogenase [FAD, quinone]-like. Gene Ontology annotation, molecular function: oxidoreductase activity, acting on CH-OH group of donors; flavin adenine dinucleotide binding. Lineage: Eukaryota; Metazoa; Arthropoda; Insecta; Hymenoptera; Encyrtidae. The record is from RefSeq and is a predicted model, not a curated record.
AAAAGUUUUAGUUAGUCCUAAAAAAGUAUCGCACGACUUAUUCUUUUCGAAGAACAGAAAACCUCAUUGACAUGUCAGCACUGAGAGCAUUCGACUCAUGUGGAGAUCCAUUUACGAAUGGUCCCGUAAUCAACAACGCUUGUGGUCAACUAGUAUCGCAAUGUACGGUAUUUUUAAUGCUAUUAAACAGCAUAAUAGACAAUAAUGAAAAAAUCAGUCGGGAUUCCAAGCGCGUCACUCCUAUCGAACAACCAAAAUCUUCUUACGAUUUUAUCGUGAUUGGUGCCGGAAAUGCUGGUGCGGUGGUUGCUGGAAGAUUAAGUGAAGUUCCUGAUUACAAGGUCCUUUUAAUAGAAGCCGGUCCAGACGAGCCCUACCCGGCCCAAGUACCCAGCAACUAUUUCAUCUAUAAAGAAACCAUGUACGACUGGAACUACAAAACACACAACGAGACUUCUGCUUGUGGAGUGAGCGAUGGAGUAUGCACGUGGCCUCGAGGGAAAAAUCUCGGAGGUACGACUUCUCAUCACGGAAUGGCUUACCAUCGAGGAAAUCGUAAAGACUACGAAAAGUGGGUGAACAUGGGAUGCAAAGGAUGGUCCUGGGAAGAGGUGCUGCCCUAUUUCUUACGAUCAGAAGAUAAUCGGGAAAUUGACCGAGUGGGAUCGAAACAGCACGCUACUGGGGGACCAUUGCCUGUAGAGCGAUUUCCGUGGCAGCCACGAUUUGCUUGGGAUAUAUUGAAGGCUGGCGAUGAACUGGGAUAUGGUAUUACUGAAGACAUGGUUGGUGAUAAAAUAACGGGAUUCACAGUUGCACAGACCAUAAGUGACAAAGGAGUCAGGAUGAGCAGUGCAGGAUCCUACCUGUGGCAUAACAGAAAGAGAAUCAACUUGGAUGUACUCACGGAAGCUUACGCCUCGAAAAUCAUUUUUAACAACGGGACAGCCGUUGCCGUUGAAUAUGUAAAGGGCGGUAUUGUGAAUGUAGUAAACGCGAGCCGUGAAGUGAUAGUAUCAGGUGGGGCUGUCAACUCACCGCAGCUGCUGCUGCUGUCAGGAAUUGGGCCAAAAAAACAUCUUGAAUCGUUAGAUAUUAAAGUAGUCAAAGACCUUCCAGGUGUUGGAAAGAAUCUCCAUAAUCACGUGUCGUAUGGAUUGGACUUUACUGUUGACGAAGAUGAAGAAGAUCAACAGAACAACACUGCAGAUCCAUUGCAUACUUACUUGGAUAAUCAAACGGGCCCGAUGUCUUCUACAGGAUUGGCGCAGGUCACAGCGAUACUUGCAUCUAACUACACGAGCCCCGACGAUCCUGAUGUCCAGAUGUUUUUCUACGGGUACACGGCAACUUGCUUGAAUCGUGACACGCCAAAAAAGAGGCAGAUACGGAUCAUAGCAGUCAACUUGCAUGCCAAGAGCAGAGGUGAACUGACACUAGCGAGCAGCAACCCGCUGAUUUAUCCUCUGAUCACAAGCAACGAUCUGCAAAAUGAGGACGACGCAAAGGUUAUUCUGUGGGGUCUCCAUGUCGCUCUGUCCAUGCCCAACACCCCAACCAUGAAAAAAUUAAACCUAACACUUGUCAACACUCCGAUCUCACAUUGCUCGCAGUUUAGAUACAUGAGCGACGAGUACUGGAAGUGCGCCAUGAAGUGGAACACCCGUACCGAGAACCAUCAGGCAGGUUCCUGCAGAAUGGGCACCGACGAGCUAGCCGUGAUCGACCCGCAGUUCAAGGUUUAUGGCAUAAAAGGAGUCAGAGUCGUUGACGCCUCGAGCAUACCUGUGAUGGUUUCUGGAAAUCCAUCGGCUACUAUAACCAUGUUGGGCGAGCGAGCUGCUGAUUUCAUCAAGGCCGAUCAUCCUCCAGACAAUAAGUUAUUAUAAAAUUUUACAUCCUUACUGAUAUUCAAAAAUCUUUUGAAUAAUUUAUUCGUUCAAUAUUUUUUGUAACUCUGUAAUUUAUUUUAAGUAUUUGUGCUAUGUUAACUUUAUGAUAACUCCUAAGUUUUCUAAGGAAAUUAAAAUAAAUCAAUGUCUCCUGUGGGUAUACAAGUAAGUGGUGUACGGUUAAUUUAGGUGUAGGUACACAAGAGUAAUAUCCAUUGAAUGUAGCGAAUAUUAAUUCAUAGUUUACGAUUUAUUUAAAAAUGUAAAUCUGGAAACGAGUAUAUGACUUGAUGGUUAUUAAUGAUUUAUUUUCAUAUCAACUAUGAAUCAAAUAUUUUUUUGUAUCACGACUUUGUUUUCCUGUAAUGCUAAAGCAGUUUUUUUAAGAAUUAACAUAAAUAAUAAUGAAUUCAUGAAUAAUUUGUUUAGUGUUUCUCGAUAAUAUUCACAAAAUAUUUGAAGUAUAUAAUUUAAAAAAUAUUAUAGCAUUAAAAUUAACUAUCAUGUUAAAAUUACUCAUAUUAACGGAGGAAACAGUAGGAAAUAGUUAUAGCCAUAAAAUACGCAAGGAGAAGCACAAAUGACUCUAUUUACAGGUAGUAAAUUUUUUUUUAAUGGUAAAUACAACAUCGAACAUCUAGCAGGAAGCAAUCCGUAGCAAGCGGUAAAACAUCAACCAACAGCGGAGUCAGUAUAACAGCUAUUUUGAAUUUCAUGAGGAAAAGAGGGACAGGGAGAGCGAAACAGAGUACAAUUUAAAGUCACGAAGACGACAGAGGCCUAAGGGGUCUAAGUAGAGUCUGAAUAAAUGCAUAAAAGGCAAGAGGAGGGGCUCGCGUUAUUUUGGUCUCAGCACAUACUUCCUAUUGCUCUUGAAAAAUUGUGGGAGCUCACCGAUAGCUUUGUAAAUGUUUUUAUGUUGUCUAAUAAAAUCUUUUUUGCAGCACUGUAA